UAGCUGGUUUGGAUCACAUCUGUCGCCACGAUGCUGCUCCACAGACUUCUCCUGUGUUUCUCAGUAACAGGUCUUGUGUUCGCGCAGCCUGACAGCUCUGGAUUAUUUUACGCGCUGAGAUCUGAACUGUCAGAAGACGCGAUCUUGGUGGCCAACAACGGAAUACGUGUGCCUUUUGGGAGAUCCGUCUUCAUCGAUCCCAUCAAUGAUCUGGUGAUCCAGACGCAGCCGGGAGACCGGUGCAGCAUCACGGUCCUCGAUAAUGAUCCGCUGUCACAGAGACCGGGGCACCUUUCUCCCAAAAAGUUUCCGUGUGAUUUCGGUCCCAAUGAUGUCACAUACUCCCACUACGGGUCCAGGAGUCCGGCUAAAGACCGAGUGAAGCUGCAGCUCAGGUAUGAUGCGCAAACCGAAACCGUUAUUAUCCCCUUUAUGAUGGAGGUUGAAGUAGUUUUUACGCAGCUGGAGUUACUCACCAAAAACAUGCCUCUCACUGUUGAUAAUCUGAAAGCGACCAGCACCCCGAUAGAUAAGAAGAUUUUAGAGUUUACUUAUGACAGAGACUCUCAUAAAUGUGAGGUGACAGCCCUGUCCAGCGGCAGCACGCUGCCCAGAUACGGAAGGCUCAUUGACGGGGGGAAACUUUCCAAAAUGAUGGACUGUGAUGAAUUCACACAAGCUGACAUCCGCUACGAGCACACGUUUGACCGCAAGUCUCCCAACAGGGACUAUGUCCCCAUGGUGGUGGAGCUGCAUGAUAAGGAGGGGAACCUGGUGAAACAGGAGUAUUUCCAUCUGAUGAUCCGUAUCAGAGAGGGAGAGGAGAACACUCCUCCUAAACCCAGCUUUGUCUCCAUGAUGAUGAUGGAGAUCAGCCAGUUUGUCAUGACCGCCCUCACCCCGGACAUGCUGGCUGCUGAGGACGCAGAGUCAGACCCAGAUGAGCUGAUUUUCAACAUCACCUCUCCCUUAUCAUAUGAGGAGGGCUACAUAGUCAGCACUGAUGACAGAAACCUCCCCAUCACCUCUUUCUACCAGAGAGACCUGCGUGAUCUGAAAAUAGCUUACAAGCCCCCCUCCCUGGACUCAGACACUGAGAGGAUUUUCCAGCUUGAGUUUGAGGUGGUAGACACAGACGGGGCUGUGUCCGAUCCUUUUGCUUUCAUGAUCGUAGUGAAGCCCAUGAACUCUCUGGCCCCCGUGGUGACACGUAACACAGGUCAGCUGCUGUAUGAAGGCCAGUCUCGGCCUCUCUUCAGCGGCCACAACCUGGAGAUCAGCGACGAGGACAACCUGUACGCCGUCAGCAUCACGGUGGUGGACGGGCUGCGCCACGGGGACCUGGUGGUGCUCGGCUCCCAGAGGAAACUCUUCACACCUGCUGACCUGACCACAGGGGUCGUUGUGUACCAGCACGAUGGCAGCGACACGUACAGCGACAACAUUGUUUUUAAGAUGUCGGAUGGAAAAAACGAAGUAGAAUUCCUUUUUCCCAUCACAAUCGUUCCCACCGACGACGAGCCCCCGAUUAUAAACGCAAACACCGGCCUGGUGCUGUUCAAAAACCAGAUGAUGCCGAUAUCCCCCCUCAUGCUCAGCGCUGCAGAUAUUGACUCUGAGGACUCAACUAUUAAAUUCACCAUCGUCCCUCCUGUUUCUACUAUUGGCACAGUGCUCUUGAGGCAGUCAGACGCCCCAGAGGACCCCUCCUCUUGGAAAUUUAAUGCUGAGGAUGAAGUGUAUGAGAAAGAGGUGACAGAGUGGCUGCAGAAAGACAUCACAGAGGGGAAGCUGUUCUACAAACACACAGGUCCUCACAACACUGAAACCAUCAUGGAUCAGUUCGUGUUCAAAGUUCAGGAUGACAACGACCCCCCUAACGAGUCAGGGGAGAGUGUGUUUAUGAUCCGUGUUCUCCCCAUAGACGACGUGCCCCCCGAGCUCUUCCCCGGCACCACCCUGCAGAUGACGGUUCAGGAGUACAAGCUCACUCACUUCAGCAAAGAAGUCCUGCGCUACACUGAUUUGGACUCUGAGGACCGUGACCUCAAAUACACAGUAACCCAGCCCCCGACUGACACUGAUGAAAACAACCCAGUUGUGUUUGGGUCUCUGGUCCUGACAGACAGCCCCGACACUGAAGUCACAGAGUUCACACAAGCCCAAAUUAACCAUCACAAGAUCUCCUACGGCCCCCCGGACGUGGAGCUGGGUAUCACGGCCCACGUCGUGCAGUUUCGCUACACUGUUGAAGACACAGCUGGGAACAGCGUUGAUGGAGCUUUCACUGUCUACCUGCAGCCUGUCAACAACAAACCCCCUCAGAUUACAAACACAGGCUUCACUGUGUUUGAACGGGGCAUGCACAUCAUCAGUAUUGCGGAGCUAGACGCCGCAGACCUCGACACGGAGAGCAAACAGAUUACCUUCACUCUGAGCCUGCUCCCUAAACACGGCCAGGUUCAGCUUGUGUUCACUGAUCUAGAGAAAAAAGGGGCUUUCAGACUGGAGGAUGUCUCAGAGGGGAAGAUAUCAUACGUCCAUGAUGGGGAGGAGACGGUGAGCGAUGAGUUUCAGCUAGAUGUCAGUGAUGGGAUUCAUGUUGUAACUGUGACAGUCAGAGUUAAUGUAAAGCCCGUGGAUGAUGAAACGCCAACCGUCAGCUUGCCUCCGGGAAAAAUUGGCUCCCAUAUGGACGUGCUGGAAAACGGAGCCACAGAAAUCACAACUAAUGUAAUUCAAGGCCACGAUGAUGACACAGAUGACCUCCAGCUGACCUUUAUCGUGGAGGAUCCUCCAGUUAUGGGUGAAAUAUUAGUCAAAGGCUUGCCUGCCUCUAGGUUUACACAGGCUGAUAUUAUUAAUGGUGUGGUGGUGUAUGCCCACACCGGCGGUGAGAUAGGCCUCUCCUCUCUGCAGGACGGCUUCAAUCUGACUCUCACAGACUUGUCGGAUGAUUGGACAGUGGGUGGAAAUAAGGUCAACGGAGUCCACGUUCGAGUCACCAUCCUUCCUGUUGACAGCCAGGCCCCUGAGGUCGGGGUUGGGAUUCAAUACAGUGUCAUUGAAGGGGAGAAAUACGCCAUCGGCCCUCAGCACUUGAACGCUGAUGAUAAUGACACUCCGACGGAUGAUAUCCUUUGCACCAUCAUUGUCCAGCCCACUGCCGGCUAUGUGGAGAAUAUAUCACCCGCCCCAGGCUCAGAAAAGUCCCGGUCAGGAACAGCUAUCACUGCUUUCACCAUCAGAGACAUCAGGCAGGGGAAUAUCUACUAUGUGCAGAGCAUUCACAAAGGGGUCGAGCCAGUGGAAGACAGGUUCACAUUCAGGUGCUCUGAUGGGAUCAAUUUCUCAGAAAACCAUUUCUUCCCAAUUGUCAUCAUCCCAGCAAAUGAUGAGAAGCCGGAGAUAUAUCUGAGGGAGAUAGUGGUGAUGGAGGGCAUGAACAUUGUCAUCGACACGCCGCUCCUGAACGGAGCCGAUGUCGAUAUUCCUGCUGAGGAGCUGAUGUUCUUCAUCUCCAAACCUCCCAAACAUGGAGCCAUUUUAAACCAGCUUUCAACAGGCUCAGUCCUGGUGACUAAUUUCACUUUGGAACAGAUUAGAGAGGCAUCAAGUAUUAUUUAUGAGCACGAUGACUCAGAGACAACAGAGGACAGCUUUGAUGUCACUCUGACUGAUGGGAAGUACUCGGUGCAGAAAACAGCCAUGGUGAUGAUCAUUCCUGUCGAUGACGAGACCCCCAGAAUGCUGAUCAACGACGGGCUGGAGGUGGAGAUCGGGGAGACCAAAGAAAUCAACAACAAAGUGCUCAAAGCGACAGAUUUAGAUUCAGAUGACAGCACGCUCACAUUUAUCAUCCAGUUCGGGCCUGGUCAGGGUCUGCUGCAGAGGAAAACCCCAUCCGGCUCUCUGGAGAACAUCACGCUGGGCAUGAAUUUCACACAGGCUGAAAUCGAUGCAGGGUUGAUACUUUACACACACAGCGGUCAAGAGGGCCUCAGAGAUUUGGUUAAAUUUGAUGUAACAGAUGGCACCAACCCACUAAUUGAUCGUUACUUCUACAUCACGGUGGGCAGCAUCGACAUGGUGUUCCCUGAUGUGGUUAGUAAAGGCGUGUCUCUGAGGGAAGGCGGCAGAGUCACUCUGACCACAGAUCUUCUCAGCACCACUGAUCUUAACAGCCCUGAUGAGAAUCUAGUCUUCACCAUCACCAGGGCCCCUGUCAGAGGCCACCUGGAGUGUACGGACACUCCCGGGAUGCCCAUCGUGUCUUUUACUCAGCUCCAGCUGGCCGGCAGCAAGAUUUACUACAUCCACACGUCAGACGACGAGGUGAAGAUGGACAGUUUUGAGUUUGAAGUCACUGACGGCUACAAUCCUAUCUUCAGAACGUUCAGAGUCUCCAUCGUGGAUGUUGAUAAUAAGAAACCUGUCCUGACUGUCAAUAGUUUAAUCGUCAUAGAAGGUCAGAUUAAGCUCAUUACACCAUUCGAGCUGACCGCUGAGGACCAGGACACGCCCGAGAAGCAGCUGAAGUUCACCGUCACCCAGCUGCCGGUUCACGGUAAACUGCUCUACAACCAGUCCACGCCUGUCACCAGCUUCACCAAACAAGACCUCAACGAAAACCUCAUCAGCUAUAAACACGACGGCACCGAAUCCUCGGAGGACUCCUUCUCCUUCACUCUCACCGACGGCACACACUCAGACUUCUACGUGUUCCCCGACACCGUGUUCGAGACUCGCCGCCCUCAAGCCAUGAAGAUCACCAUCGUGUCCAUCGACAACGGCGUCCCCCAGAUGGUGGUGAAUAAGGGCGCCCCCACUUUGAAGAUCAUGACCACGGGUCACCUGGGGUUCCCCAUCGGCCCUAAAGUGCUGAGAGCGGAGGACCGAGACAGCAGCCCCGCCUCCCUGGUGUUCCACGUCACCGCCGAGCCCAAACAUGGCUACAUCGUUAACCUCGGACAGGGAAACAACUCCAUCAGCUCCUUUAGCCAAGCUGAUAUCGAUGACCUGAACAUCUGCUACGUGUUACGGAAUGAAGAAAAUGCAACAUCCGAUCUCUUCCACUUCUCAGUCGAAGAUAACGGUGGGAACAAACUGAAGGGGCAGCACUUCCGCCUGGACUGGGCCUGGAUCUCUCUGGAGAGGGAGUACUACGUGGUGGACGAGGAGGACAAGUUUCUGGAGGUGGUGCUCCGGCGGAGAGGAUACCUGGGAGAGACUUCUUUCAUAGGCAUCGGUACCCAGGAUGGAAGUGCGAAAAAGGAUGAGGAUUACAAGGGCAAGUCCCAGAGGCAGGUCCAGUUCAACCCGGGUCAGACCACAGCCGUGUGGCGGGUCCGGAUCCUGACUGAUGGGAAGUACGAGCAGGCGGAGACCUUCCAGAUUUUGCUGUCGGAGCCGGUGAUGGGGGUGAUGGAGUUCCCUGUCACAGCAACAGUCGAGAUCCUGGAUCCCAAUGACGAGUCUACAGUGUUCUUCCCAGAGCAGAUCCACUCAGUGGAGGAAGAUGUUGGAGAGCUUUUCAUCCCGGUGCACCGCAGUGGAGACAUCAGCCAGGAGCUCAUGGUGGUCUGCUUCACUCAGCAGGGUUCUGCCACAGGGACGAUCCCCACCACCGUCCUCUCGUACUCGGACUACAUCUCCCGUCCGGAGGAGCACGGCAGCGUCCUUCGCUUUGACAAGGACGAGAGGGAGAAGAAGUGCCGCGUGGUGAUUAUCGACGACUCUCUGUACGAGGCAGAAGAGAGCUUUAACGUCACUCUGUCACUGCCUGUUGGGGGCCGACUGGGAAUGCAUUACCCCACCACCAAAGUCAACAUCUUGGAGGAUAUGGAUGAUGCUCCAGUGUUUUACUUUGGCGAGGUUGAGUAUCAUGUGGAUGAGAGCGAUGGAUACGUGGAGGUCAAAGUGUGGAGGACAGGAACCGAUCUGUCCAAGUCCGGAACCAUCACUGUCCGCUCCCGCAAGGCCGAGCCCGUUUCUGCAGAAGCCGGUAUUGACUACGUGGGCAUCAGUCGUAACCUGGACUUUGCUCCGGGCGUCAGCAUGCAAACGUUCAGGGUCACCAUCCUGGACGACCUCGGGCAGCCGGAGCUGGAGGGGACGGAGAGCUUCGACCUCGUCCUACGUAUGCCGGUGAACGGCAUUCUGGGAGAACCUGGCAGGGCUACAGUCUUCAUCAAUGACUCCGUGUCUGACUUGCCGAAGGUCCAGUUCCGCGAGCCGUUGUAUAGCGGCGAGGAGAGCGAUGGUCAGAUCAUGGCGACGGUUUACCGCAGCGGUGACAUCAGACACAAAUCCUCCGUCCGCUGUUUCACCCGUCAGGGCUCCGCUCAGGUCGUCUCUGACUUCACCGAGCGACCCAACACUGAAGCAUCCAUCAUCACUUUCCUACCAGGCGAGGUGGAGAAGCCAUGUUUCCUGUCUCUGGUUGAUGACACGCUGUACGAGGAAGGAGAGGAGCUGCGGCUGGUCUUAGGGAACCCGAAGAGCGACUCACAGUUUGGCGCAUCAGUGGGAGCUCAGAACGAGACCCUGGUGAAAAUCAAGGACACGGCUGACAAACCCAUCAUCCGUUUCUUGGAAACUAAAUUCAGCGUAAGUGAACCGAAGGAAGCGGGCAGCGUGGCGAGCGUGAGGAUCCCCGUGGUGAGAGUGGGCGACACGUCCAAAGUGUCUGUGGUUCGAGUUCACACCAAAGACGGGUCAGCUAUCUCCGGAGAGGACUACUACCCCGUGUCUCAAGACAUUGAGUUUAAACAGGGGGAGAAGGAGCACGUGGUGGAGGUGGAGGUCCUGUUCGACGGCGUGAGAGAGAUGAGGGAAGCGUUUACUCUCCACCUGAAGCCUGACGACAACAUGGUGGCCGAAACUCAGGUAACUAAAGUGAUAGUUUACAUCGAGGAAACCAACAGCAUGGCUGACGUCACCUUCCCCUCGCUGCCUCACGUCGUGUCUCUGUUCCACUACGACGACGUGGCCCGGACGCCAGAUAACCUCCGUCCACCCGCCGGGUACCCCGUAGUCUGCGUCACGGCGUGCAACACCAAAUACCCAGACUAUGACAAGACGGGCUCUAUCUGUGUCAGCGAGCACAUCAACAACACCUUGACCCGCUACCGCUGGCUCAUCAGCGCCCCAGCUGGCCCCGAUGGCGUCACCAGCCCCAUGAGGGAGGUGGACUUUGACACCUUCUUUACGUCCUCUAAGAUGAUCACACUGGACUCAGUCUACUUCCAGGCGGGCUCCAGGGUCCAGUGUGCUGCAAGAGCUGUUAAUUCUAACGGAGAUGAGGGUUUAGAGCUCAGCAGCCCCAUCGUCACUGUCAGCCAGCAGGAAGGAAUGUGUCAACCUCGUAAGAUGGGGACGGUCGGCGCCGAGCCGUUCUCCGCUAAGCUACGCUACACCGGAGCAGACGACCCCAAACACCCCAACCUGAUCAAAGUGACGGUCACCAUGCCUCACAUAGACGGAAUGCUUCCGGUCAUCUCCACUCGCCCGCUGAUGAACUUUGAGCUGACUCUGAGUCCAGACGGGACCCGGGUGGGAAACCAUCGCUGCUCCAACCUGCUGGACUACGAUGAGGUCACCACGGGUCACAGCUUCAUCACGGCCGCGACGCGCAGCGCGGAGAGUAUGGGCGACACGGCGCCAUAUCAGUUCAGCAGCGCUCUGCGGGGGAACAGCACGCUGCGCUUCUACAGAAACCUCAACCUGGAGGCCUGUCUGUGGGAGUUCACCAGCUACUACCACAUGUCUGAGCUGCUCACCGACUGUGGAGGCACCAUCGGGACUGACGGACAGGUUCUCAACCUGGUCCAGUCCUACGUGACCCUGCGGGUCCCUCUCUACGUGUCGUACGUGUUCCACUCCCCUGUGGGGACCGGCGGCUGGCAGCACUUCGACCUGCAGUCGGAGCUUCGCCUCACCUUCGUGUACGACACCGCCAUCCUCUGGAAGGACGGCAUCGGCAGCCCGCCGCAGGCCGAGCUGCAGGGUGCUUUGUAUCCAACAAGCAUGCGCAUCAACGAACAGGGACGUCUGGUGGUAAACUUCCGCACCAAGGCUCGUUUCAGGGGUCUGUUUGUGGAGUCUCACUCUGGAGGAAGAAUUAAAAGAGCUGCGACCUCCAUGUCCUCCAUGGUGAUGAGUGUGGACCACCCGGGCCUGACCUUUAACCUGACCCUAGUGAGAAGUGAGCCCACCUACAACCAGCCCGUCCAGCAGUGGACUUUUACUUCUGACUUUGCUGUGAGAGAUUACUCUGGCAGCUACACGGUGAAGCUGAUCCCCUGCACCACCGCCCAGAAUAUGGAAUACACUCUUCCACCUGUCUGCAGUCCCAGAGAACCAGUCACCUUCGAUCUAGACAUCAGAUUCCAGCAGGUGAGUGACCCGGUCGCAGUGGAGUUCAGUCUGAACACUCAGAUGUUCUUGCUGUCCAAGAGGAGCUUGUGGCUCUCUGAUGGAUCCAUGGGAUUCGGUCAGGAGACCGACGUCGCUUUUUCUGAGGGUGAUACGAUCUACGGCCGUGUGAUGGUGGACCCUGUGCAGAACCUGGGGGACUCUUUCUUCUGCAGCAUAGAGAAGGUGUUCCUCUGCACCGGCGCUGAUGGAUACGUGCCAAAAUACAAUCCGACUAAGUUUGAGUUUGGCUGCCUGGCUGACUCCCCGUCGCUGCUCUACAGAUUCAAGAUUCUUGACAAAGCUCAGCCCGAGACGCAGGCGCGCAUGUUUGGUGAUGUGGGUUUUAACGCCCUGCUGGCGGUGGACGACCCGUCAGCUCUGUCCCUGGUCAGACAGCCGGGGUCUGAUGGCUUCAGGGUCGACUCUACAGCCAUGUUCCAGGUUGCUGCAGGCCGAGAGUGGUUCAUCCACACCAUCUACACGGUUCGCUCCAAGGACAACGCCAACAGAGGCAUCGGGAAGCGCAGCCUGGAGUACCACUCCUUCGUUUCCCAUAGCAACGAGCUCGCCUCGAGCACCAAAGGCCGUCGCCACGGGAGGUCGGCUGGCGAUGAAGUCCCGGAGGUGGCGGAGGACAUCGGGGCGGAGAACAGCCGAGGAACCAACAUCAUGCACAUCGCGCUGGACCGCACCAAACGGCGAGCAGGAGACGCGAAGGAUCUUUUCACAGACGGGCUUGAAACGAGCGAGCUGAACGCGGAGGAGGAAGAGGAGGGGCUGGUGACGGUGGUGGGGGCGCUGGUCGGGCUGCUGCUCACCGUCCUCAUCGUCGUCACCAUCAUACUGGUGCUGCGCUCCAGACAGAAGGAGGGCAAGGAGGGCUGGAGGGAGGAGGUGCAGGAGGUGGUGAAGGGCUCCGUCAGCACCGAGCCCAUGCUGGUGGUGCGCAUGCAAGACUGCCACAACAGCUCAGAGGUCUGAGCCCGGCACGGACAGAUGGACAAAAGGGAUGAAGAGGGCUUUUAUACAAUUUGAGAUUUUUUUUUUAUUACUUUCAU
Messenger RNA from Centropristis striata (black sea bass), 9476 nucleotides. RefSeq names its product FRAS1-related extracellular matrix protein 2-like. Gene Ontology annotation, biological process: cell communication. Gene Ontology annotation, cellular component: membrane. The coding region runs from base 31 to 9399 and encodes 3122 amino acids. The transcript has 24 exons. Lineage: Eukaryota; Metazoa; Chordata; Actinopteri; Perciformes; Serranidae. The record is from RefSeq and is a predicted model, not a curated record.